Molecule: messenger RNA, 2580 nt
Organism: Maudiozyma saulgeensis
Lineage: Eukaryota; Fungi; Ascomycota; Saccharomycetes; Saccharomycetales; Saccharomycetaceae
Source: the annotation of a GenBank genome assembly
AUGUCAGGUAUCUUCUUUAAAACUCCACUUACAGACGAAGAACUUACAGAAUUUACUCAAUUGUUUAAUUCAUUAGAUAUUAGACAUAAAUCAACCGUAAAUUUUGUACAGGUACAAGCUUUAUUAUCAAAGACUGGAUUACCAUCAGAGACAAUUAUUAGUAUUUGGAACCUUGUAGAUACUCAUCAUACUCAACAACUUGAUUUUAAACAGUUUGCUGCGUUAUUAAGAGCUAUAGGAAAGAAACAACAUUAUCCCCUAGUCCCGAUUGAUACUAAUUUAUUCGAAGUACCUUCCCCAAAGAUUAUACUUUCUAAAGAAGCUAACACUACAAUCACCAGUACUCCUGCCCUAUCCCCGGAUAUCAUUACUCACCACCAUCAUCAGUCAACAUCAUCAACAACAAAAAAUAUGAAUAACGAUAAUAUUAUAUCAGAUCCUGCUCAGUCCGUAGAGAUGCCUCCAUUGACUCCAAAUGAUCUGUCGAAAUUUUCUCAAUUAUUUGAUAGAGCAUGUAAAGGCCCAGAUAAUGUCCUAUCUGGUAACGAUGCUAAACAAAUCUUUGUUAAGGCAAAAUUAUCAAAUAAAGUCUUAGGAGCAAUUUGGUACUUAUGUGAUAAUGGAACAAAAGGUUAUUUAACUAAAGAAGAAUUCAUAAUGGCAAUGCACUUAAUUGAUUUACGUCUAUCAAAGCAUGGUUCAAUGGAUCCAUUACCAAGAAAGUUAUCUGAAGAAGUUUGGGAUUCUGUAAAUCUUGGUUCCAUAAAGACAGCUCCACCCAAACCACCAACUUCUUCUCAAGCAAUGGCUGCUCCACAACAAAAUGUCAAUCGAAAUAGUGUUAUUAGUUCCGGUAACUCUGCACCAAAGCCACCACCACAUCGUGCAUCAACUCUUAAUAAUGAUGUAUUUGCAGCGUUCAAUGGCUCACCAGAUGAUUGGACCGUUUCACCUCAAUUGAAGGGACAAUUAGAAAAAAUGUUUGAUACCUUAAACACUUCUAAUUCGGAAAUUUUAACUCCAGAUAUUUUAGUACCUGUUCUAACAAAAUCAUCUCUAAGUAAGGAAGAUUUGGCUGAUGUAUGGGAAUUAGCUGAUAUGGACAAGAAAAGUGCUUUAACUAAAAAUGAAUUUGUCAUUGCAAUGUUCUUAAUUAAAAAAGUUAAAGCAAGAACAACUUUACCACAAGAAAUUCCUCCUCAACUAUUAGAUUCUUUACAGAGACAACCUUCCCAAUUUGACAAUCAAUCUAUUCGUUCAAGAACAUCCACUAACACUAAUCCUCAACCAUCUCAAAUCCAAACCCCUCAAACAAACAAAAGUAUAGGCCAGUUCCAAACUCCGGAGAUGCCUUCUCCAAAAAUCAAUUCUUCUCACGUUCCACCUGGUGCUCCCAUCCAAGAGGCCAUUAGGAAGCAAAGUGUUAACCAAUUCCCAUCUACGAAUCAAAAAGAAAUUUUAGAGACUCAAGCCAAUAUAAAAAAUUUGGAAAACAAAAUGACAUCUGCAGAGUCUGAAUUAUCAGAAUCCUAUAAAUUAGAGGUCAAUAAAGGCCAAGAAUUGGAACCAUUGAAAGCCAAAGAAGCGGAAUUAACUGAAAAAUUGGGAGUAAUCACCUUAGGUAUUGAAGAAUCGACUACCAAAACAACCGAAUUAGAGGCUCAAAUUGAGGAGACGAAUAAAAAUAUUUCAUCAUUGGAACAGGAAUUAACCACAGCAGAAGGUAAUUAUCACGCCAGUGAGGCAAGAUUGGAUGAGUUACAUGCAACUCUGCAAGAGUCAUCUACUAAACAUGAACAAAUGAAGUCAGAAAUCGUUAAUUUGCAAUCAAUGACGGCAUCAGUAAACUCCCAAUUAGCUUUAAAACAAGAUGAAGUUAGAGACGUUAUGAUUUCCGUUGAUGGAACAACUAAAGAACUGGACUCGAAUAGAAUUACUGCUGACAACAUUCAAAAGGAAAUUGAUGCUUUGGAUACGAGGAUUAAUCUUUACUUAAAUAAGAAGAAAGAAUUAGAUAACUAUGAAAACGUUGUCAAAGAUCAACAUGAAAAAUUAGAGAAAAAGUAUAAGGAGUUAGAAAAACAUAGUGAAAAGAUUAAGCACUUCGAGCAACUAUUGAAGGAGAAAGAAAGUGCGUACAAGACAAAAUUGAACGACCUUGAUUCUAACGAUAGGUUGACUCUGAAAAACGAAGUUGCGAACGCAAAUAACCAGGAUGACUCAGCUAUACUUUCAGAAAAGAUUGACCAUAUUAACUUAAAUCUCGAGAAUAAUGUAUCUUCUCUUGGAGCAAACGAUGCCACUACUGAAAAAAUUCCGGACGUUCCUGCCGAACAAGUUAUUGAAAAUCCUUUACCAAUUGAAAAACAAGAGAGUACAGAAACUGAUAAUGAUCCAGACGAAUUCCAAGACACAGUUGAAGAAAUCAUUCCCACACCAACGGAGGUUGAAGAUAUCGUAAAUACUCCUGUUGCUGACACGAAAUCAUCUGAUUAUGUGGAAGUUCCAGCCGAAGUAUCUGAAGAACCAUUUGAACAAAUUGAAUCUAAUGAUGCGAAUGAGGACGAUGUGACCAUCUAG